Messenger RNA from Exserohilum turcica Et28A, 462 nucleotides. RefSeq lists its product as uncharacterized. Lineage: Eukaryota; Fungi; Ascomycota; Dothideomycetes; Pleosporales; Pleosporaceae. The record is from RefSeq and is a predicted model, not a curated record. Bases 1 to 462 code for a protein of 153 amino acids. The transcript is spliced from 2 exons.
AUGCACGUCCGUAAUCUUUUCUUGGCCGCGUCUUUGGCAAUGCCAAUGAUAGCGAUGCCAUUAUCCGUCAACAAUCUUAUUCCACAAGAAAGCGUUGCAAUCGAACGUCGAGACUUUUCCGUUACUCAGCUGUUUCGAGAUUUUUUCAAGCGAGAGCCACUUAUAGAAGCCAUUCCAAGAGCGGCUGCUCCUGAAGCAUCUGUUGAGGAAGAGGAGGACGAUAAUGUUGAUGCGGUCGGCAUACUAGAAGGGCGCUCAAGUACAAGGCCCGUCAAAAACAAACCUGGUGGUCCAACUAAGAGAGCCAUCAAAGGCGGAGGUGGUGGUCCAACCAAGAGAGCAAUCAAAGGCGGAGGUGGUGGUCCAACCAAGAGAGCAAUCAAGGGUGCGGGCGGUGGUCCAGGCAAGAGAUUCACUGAGUCCUUAGAUGUCCAAUCUGAAGAAGCGGAUAUCAAAGCCUGA